Exophiala oligosperma is the source of this 1726-nucleotide messenger RNA. RefSeq names its product HAD phosphatase, family IIIA. The transcript has a single exon. The coding region runs from base 101 to 790 and encodes 229 amino acids. The record is from RefSeq and is a predicted model, not a curated record. Lineage: Eukaryota; Fungi; Ascomycota; Eurotiomycetes; Chaetothyriales; Herpotrichiellaceae. Gene Ontology annotation, molecular function: phosphatidylglycerophosphatase activity.
CAUGUUCUUACCUUCAUGUUUACAUCGUGUAUGAAAGUCGCAACCUGAAUUUCUAGUCUCAGCCAUCGCUUCGAAUCUCAGAAGUCAAAUCUGACUUGUCAUGCCACUCUUUUCCAAUGUUCCAGCUCUUCGCCUAAGUCUGGCUUAUGCCUUACAUGACCCGUCGGCGCUUCUGCCACAUCGAACCAUCCCAACCUUGUUAUGGCUUCCACUGCCAGUUGGCCCUUCUCUACCUACGAAGCCUACCAUUCGAGCUAUUGUUUUAGACAAAGAUAAUACACUAUGCCCUCCCGAAACGGCAAAAAUGCACCAAGCAUAUCUCAACAAGAUCGAGAAGAUUAAACAAAGUACUGAAUUCUCUCAGAACGCGCAUAGUAUCUUGAUAGUGUCGAAUACUGCUGGUAGUUCUUCGGCUCCCGAGCACGAAGCAGAGGCUAAGCAGCUGGAACUUGAGCUCGGAUUACCAGUCUUGAGACAACAUCCAGAUCGGAAGAAACCACUUUGCGGACCAGACAUCUUGAAGUUCUUUCGGGACCAUGGAGUCACGGAUGAUCCACGGGAAAUUGUAGUUGUGGGGGAUAGGCUCGCGACUGACGUUCUUGUGGCACAUCAGUUGGGCAGCUGGAGCGUCUGGUGUAAAGAAGGUUGGCGAAAUCCAGAAAUCCCAGGCCGAGACUAUAGAGGAUUCUUCAGUAAGAUGGAAAGUCGGUUCGAAGUUCUCUUGAGAGGCGGUUUGGGACGAGUUGCUCCAUUACCGACGACCAUUACUUCGCCUACGGAGAAGCCUUGAUACCCUGGAAUGGAUCUGACUGAAUACAUACUGGUCCAUACCAACAGGGGUUGCGCAGCGACACAAGCGCCCCAACUAUCCUAUCACGGCAGCGGUUGAAUUCCCUGAGGCCCAAAAGAUUUGAGACAAAUCUGACCGCAGCCUUCAGCUCUUGGUCAUCCGUGCCUUCCAUAGCUCCGAGGUCCAAUUACGCCUUCUUUCGUGAUCGAUAUAUUCAAGAUGGACUAAGAGGCUUCUCAACUGCAUCCACCGAACUCCCAGACGUCACCGUUGGAGUUCGCGUCGGCCCAUCUUUACUGGACUGUGAUUUCCGAUAAGAAGGAGGGGAUUUGGUGUCGCUUGGAGUAUUGUUGGCAGCUGGCAGUUCUGGGACGUUUGCUAGCACGAGUUGACUGGUCGAGGGUUGUAGAUCAACAGACGACGUAUGAGCUGGGCUCAUGGGCAAAGUUGUCGUUGUUGCUGUUCUGGACAAGUCUCUCUUGACCAGCUGGCUGGCGUCGGAUGUCAUCCUCCGACUGGAGAUCUGGGCGACGGCAUCUUUGAGCUUGAAUCUAUUCUCUUUGACUUUGACCUCAAUGCGACCAGACAGAGGUAUCCUCGUCCAGUCCUCGUCGCCGUCGAGAACCAUGAAUCGCACCGCCUCAAAGAAAACCGUCUGACUCGAGCCGGAGUUUUCUAUGCACCAGGCAUGUUUGAGAUCAAUUUGGUGCCUGGUACAUUUUGCUCGGGAGGACAUGAUGGUCUCUAUAGUCUCCUCACGACCUGUAUUCCUGUCGCUGCCAUUCGUAUUAUCCUGAAAGUCUACCGUGAGAAGGUCGUUCAGUGCCAUGCGACUGGGGUUAGAGCUGUCAUAUUCGCUGAACAGAAUCUUGAGACAUUGAAGUCCGUGUGGAGAUUUGUGCGAUUGCAUUGUAUGCGCCUGUGUGCUCAGUAACG